Dujonia railenensis is the source of this 390-nucleotide messenger RNA. Lineage: Eukaryota; Fungi; Ascomycota; Pichiomycetes; Serinales; Debaryomycetaceae. The record is from the annotation of a GenBank genome assembly.
AUGGGUGUAUUUGGUGACUACAAUCAUACGGUAGGAUGUUGUGUGAAUGCAUUUGAGUUCGGUGUAUUUGGGCUGGGUGUAUUUGGGCUCGGUUUACUUGGUGGUUACUUGAGUUCAGCUUUCUUCGGUAAAUUAUUUCGGUUACAUGAAUUCAUUCCAUUUUUCGUGCACUUGUCUAGUUGCACCACCGGGGAGAAGGAACUUAACACCGUAUUCCACCAAUGUCCCACCUAUGACCCAUCCGUGCGAUAUUUCCAGAGUUUAGGAUCCCUUGCACUUGACACUACACGCAUAAACAAUUCUUUCUCCCUCUCGCUGCCUCCAAUUUUCUCUGGUUGCAUUACUCAAGGCUACGUUAUUGAUAUCAGUUGUUCCCUCUCUAUGAUUUAA